CAGGGCUGAGGACACAAGAAAAAAUGAGGCAGAGCCAUUAAGUCUUCGUAACCAGAUUCUCGAUGUGGCUCCCAUCAAUAGCAUGCCAUAUAUUGGUCCACCUCUACCACACAGCUACAUUCCUUCUUCUCCGCAAGCAGAAGAUCCUGAGGCUGUGGUGAACGUUGGGCCAGCUAUGGUAUAUUGUCCUCUGACAACCCGUCAAGAGUGGGACAAUAUUGUAUCUUCCACCAAAAGCGGGGUUGCCCUCACUGGCACUGCAGCCAUGGGAAAAGUUGGACCAGUUAUCGGACGUGUGGACAUCGGUGAGGAUGACAAUUCGUACUUCUUCCGUGUCUCUCUUCCAGGGGUGGCUAGAGAUCAAAACAGUUUCAGCUGCGACAUGGACCCGGACGGGAAAGUGAAAAUAAUAGGAGUAACGACGACAGGCGAGAACAUAGUAUGUAAGAAUUCACAAGUGUUUCGGAUGCAGUCGAAAAAUCUAUGUCCACCAGGUCAUUUCUCUAUCACUUUUCAGCUACCUGGUCCUGUCAAUAACCUGCAAUUUUCUGGUGCUUUUGGGGCAGAUGGGAUUUUAGAAGGCAGUGUAGCUAAAGGGUGAUCGACAGGCUUAAAUAGGGGGGGUGAGGCCUUUCUGUUAAGGAAACAGGUCUAUUAGGAAAGAACUUAAUUUUUGCUCUGAUUCCCUAGGAGAUGCUUUGGAAGGACCUGCUGAAUUUUCUCAACCAAGCUCCUAGAGAACACCUCAAUGCUAUCGAAUUUGUAGUUUUGUUGAAAGAUCUGCUGCAUAGAGAACGAGUAGGUCAGGUCAUUUUACAUCUUGGUUCGAGGGCUUGGCCUAGCUUACUCAGCGCUAGUUCGAGAUUGGCUAAGCAACCCCUUUGAACCUGGAGAAGGUGAGACGUCAGGUCAUUUUACAUCUUGGUCCAGGGGCCUUGGCCUAGCUUACUAAGCGCUAGUUCGAGAUCGGCCAAGCAUUCCCUUCGGACCUCAUUCCUCUCUCUUACCCUCUCUCUCUCUCUCUCUUUCUCCCUCCCACUUAUUGAUUGAUUGAGUACUAUCAUUAGUAGAUCCAUUUUGGAUUAUAAUCAAUUUCAAGUAAACCCAUCAUCAAAUUGUGGUGAAAAAGGUGUAUUGAAACCAUUAGGAUCGAAUAGUUGACAUUGAGAUUGAUUGACUAGUCUCAUAUGAUUCAAUUAUUUUUUUUUAUUUAUCAA
Molecule: messenger RNA, 1217 nt
Organism: Cucurbita pepo subsp. pepo (vegetable marrow)
Lineage: Eukaryota; Viridiplantae; Streptophyta; Magnoliopsida; Cucurbitales; Cucurbitaceae
Source: RefSeq, a predicted model, not a curated record